Molecule: messenger RNA, 2466 nt
Organism: Myotis brandtii (Brandt's bat)
Lineage: Eukaryota; Metazoa; Chordata; Mammalia; Chiroptera; Vespertilionidae
Gene: PCDHB4
Product: protocadherin beta 4
Exons: 2
Coding region: 182-2116 (644 amino acids)
Biological process (GO): homophilic cell-cell adhesion
Cellular component (GO): plasma membrane
Molecular function (GO): calcium ion binding
Source: RefSeq, a predicted model, not a curated record
GACGGAAUCAAACUCACACGGAAGAAGCUUUGCUAGCGGUACUGGGUUACCAACGAGUUUGGGGGAAGAUACACGAAACGCAUUUAAUAUUCAAAGCAACUUUGUGAGGACUCCACCAAGCAAGAAAUCUCAAGUCUUUUUGGUUGCUGAAGGGACUGGCUGUAAGCGCCCGGGUUCCAACAUGGAGACGCUAGAGAGAAUUCAACCAAACAGGCAAGUGAUGGCCUUUAUUUUGGCAGUGUUCUUGUCUCAGGCUCGCUCGGAGCCUAUUCGUUAUUCUGUGCUGGAAGAAACAGAGAGCGGCUCCUUUGUAGCCCAUCUGAGCCAGGACCUGGGCCUGGGGGUCGGGGAACUGGCCGCCAGGUCGGCCCGGGUGGUGUCUGACGAUGACAAGCAGCGCUUGCAGCUGGAUCGUCAGACUGGAGAUUUGCUUUUGCAGGAGAAACUAGACCGGGAAGAGCUAUGUGGCCCCAAGGAACCGUGUGUAUUGCAUUUCCAACUGUUGCUGGAUACCCCGGUGCAAUUUUUUGAAGGAGAAUUAUCAGUCCAGGACAUAAAUGACCACUCCCCAGUAUUCCCAACUAGGGAAAUGCUCUUGAAAAUACCGGAAAACAGCCAGCCAGGGACUACUUUUCCCUUGAAAUUAGCUCAGGAUUUGGAUGUGGGCAGCAAUGGUCUUCAAAAAUACACUAUCAGCCCCAAUUCAUAUUUUCACGUUCUUACUCGAAAUCAUAGUGAGGGUAAGAAAUACCCAGAUUUGGUGCAGGACAAGGCGCUGGAUCGAGAGGAGCAGCCCGAGUUCAGCUUAACCCUCAUGGCGCUGGAUGGCGGGUCUCCACCAAGGUCUGGCAGCGUCAUGGUGAGAAUCCUGAUCAUGGAUGUUAAUGACAAUGCUCCUGAGUUUGUGCGCACCCCAUAUGAGGUGCAGGUCCUGGAAAACAGUCCCCUAGAUUCUCCAAUCAUUACUGUCUUAGCCAAGGAUAAAGAUGCCGGAAACUUCGGGAGGGUUUCCUAUGGCUUGUUCCAAGCAUCAGAUGACAUUAAGCAAACUUUCUCAAUAAAUGAAGUCACAGGAGAAAUCCGACUGACAAAGAAAUUGGAUUUUGAACAAAUUAAAUCUUACCAAGUGGAGAUUGAAGCUACAGACGGAGGAGGCCUUUCUGGAAAAGGCACCGUAGUCAUAGAGGUGGUGGACGUGAACGACAAUGCCCCUGAACUGUCCAUAUCUUCACUCAUCAGCUCCAUCCCAGAAAAUGCUCCUGAGACCAUAGUCUCCAUCUUCCGAAUUCGAGAUAGAGACUCUGGAGACAAUGGAAAGAUGAUUUGCUCUAUUCCAGAUAACCUGCCAUUCGUUCUAAAACCGACUUUCAAGAAUUUCUAUACCCUGGUCACAGAGAGCCCGCUGGACAGAGAAAGCAGAGCCCAGUACAACGUCACCAUCACCGUCACCGACAUGGGGACCCCCAGACUGAAAACCCAGCACAACAUCACCCUGUUGGUCUCCGACGUCAACGACAACGCCCCCGCCUUCACCCAAACCUCCUACACCCUGUUCCUCCGCGAGAACAACAGCCCCGCCCUGCACAUCGGCAGCGUCAGCGCCACAGACAGAGACGCGGGCGCCAACGCCCAGCUCACCUACUCGCUGCUGCCGCCCCACGACCCGCAGCUGCCCCUGGCCUCGCUGGUGUCCAUCAACGCGGACAACGGCCACCUGUUCGCCCUGAGGGCGCUGGACUUCGAGGCGCUGCAGGCGUUCGAGUUCCGCGUGGGCGCGCAGGCCGACCCGCUGACCGUGUACCUGGUCAUCGCGUUGGCGUCGGUGUCGUCGCUGUUCCUGUUCUCGGUGCUGGCGUUCAUCGCGGUGCGGCUGUGCAGGCGGAGCAAGGGCCGCCUGGUGGGUGGCUGCUCGGUGCCUGAGGGCCACUUUCCGGGCCACCUGGUGGACGUCAGCGGCACAGGAACCCUGUCCCAGAGCUACCAGUAUGAGGUGUGUAUGACCGGAGACCCUGGGACUGGUGAGUUCAAGUUCCUGAAGCCAAUAUUCCCUAGCCUCUUGGUUCAGGACCCUGAGAAAGAAAAUUCCAACUGCAGGAAUAGCUUUGUAUUCAGUUAAGUGUUGUAUUAGUUAAGUGAGCUUCUCCUUAAUUUUUGCCAACUAAUUGCCAUUGCAAUGCAUUUCUUUUUAAGAAAUUGUAUUGUUCUCUAAAUAUGUAUAUCUCUGUUCCAAACCAAUGCAUGCCCCUGAUCGUGCUAGGUUUCUUUCUUUUAUUAAUAUUUAUUGGACUUUGCAUUUCUACUUACACUAAACACUGAGUAUGUAUUUUCUCCAUAUUUGACCUUCUCAGUGGUUUACUCUUUUCAUAACUAUAAAUUACUCAAGUAGUGUAAGAAGACAUGUUGUUUAAAUCAACUUCUUAAUUAGUUAAUGUCUUUUUAAUGAAACAUUUUAAAGCUUUUAUGUAA